Molecule: messenger RNA, 651 nt
Organism: Thelazia callipaeda (thelaziosis nematode)
Lineage: Eukaryota; Metazoa; Nematoda; Chromadorea; Rhabditida; Thelaziidae
Source: the annotation of a GenBank genome assembly
AUGUUAAUUGAUGCUGAUCAAGAAUCCCACGCUAUGUGCACUGAUAAAUCCUCACAUUGCAAGCGUAGAAGUCAUUUAUGUGACAGCAAUGCAUUUCGUGAAGUAAUGCAAUCACUUUGUAAAAAAACUUGUAACUUAUGUGAUGAUGGAAAUGAAGAUUUGCUAAAAGUACAGCAUGAAAUCGAAGAAGACAAUACACAGGAAGCUUCAGAGGAAGAAGACGAAAUAAGCGAUAAAGAACAUCCGGAAUCUGAAACGGAUAUUGACGAAUCAGAAGAAGUCCCGGAGGAGUAUGUUACAGUACUGCCAACAACGACCAAAACGUAUUUUACGACAAAGAACGUGAAAACUACUCACUGUAUUGAUCUAUCGCCUGAUUGUGAAGGCAAGCAGCAUUUGUGCAGUGAGCUUACUUAUGCUCGUCUUAUGAGGAAAGAAUGUCCAAAAACGUGUCAAUCAUGCGAAACUACUACUUCAUCACGAAGUCACCGAUUACCGAGUCAUCAUCUUAUCCAUGGAUCAAGUAGGAGUGGGAUGCAUGUUUCAGAAUGUCGAGAUAUAGCAUCGGACUGUCGAGCAUCUUUGUGCGAUAACCAGAGCUAUCGUCAACUUAUGGAGACUGUUUGCAAGGAAACAUGUUCAUUGUGCUGA